AUUGGUCUUCUCCAGCUGUCCUUAGACACGGAAGUCCUUAACACGGCCAUUCUGACGGGCAAAACGGUGUCUGUUCCAGUCAAGGUUGUUGCCGUGCAGGAGGAUGGGUCCGUAGUUGAUGUUUCAGACUCCACCGAGUGCAAAUCGGCUGAUGAAGACAUCAUAAAGGUUUCUGACAGAUGUGACUCCAUCUUCGUUAAUGGCAAGGAAAUGAAAAGCAAAGUGGAUACUAUUGUUAACUUCACUUACCAGCAUUUUACCACGCAAUUAGAAGUGACAGUCUGGGUUCCGCGGCUCCCGCUGCAGAUAGAGAUCUCUGAUACAGAGCUUAGCCAGAUCAAAGGCUGGAGGAUACCCGUCACCUCCAAUAAAAGGCCUACCCGUGACAGUGAGGACGAAGAGGACGAUGACAAAAAAGGAAGAGGUUGUACCCUCCAGUAUCAGCAUGCCAUGGUGCGAGUCCUCACACAGUUUGUAGCUGAAUCCUCUGAGUUUGGAGGCCACUCGACGUAUAUGCUAGGCUCUGAGUGGCAGUUUGACAUCACUGACCUUGUGACUGAUUUCAUGAAGGUAGAAGAACCCAAGAUUGCUACGCUUCAAGAUGGCCGAGUUCUGGUUGGUCGUGAGCAUGGCAUCACCACGGUCCAGGUUCUGUCACCUCUUUCUGAUUCCAUCUUGGCAGAGAAGACAGUGAUAGUUCUAGAUGACCGUGUAACCAUUACAGAUCUAGGAGUACAACUAGUUUCAGGCUUGUCCCUCUCCUUACAAAUCAGCAAAGGAAGUAAGAGAGCUAUCGUUUCUACCACCUCUGCAUACGAUAUCCUUCAUACUCCGAAACAGGAAGCCAUAGUCAGUGCUUGGAUUUUGUUCAGUGAUGGGUCAGUGACGCCGUUAGAUAUCUACGACUCCAAGGACUUCUCGAUCACCAUCACUUCACUGGAUGAGAUGGUAGUGUCUGCACACCAGAACCUUCAGUCCAAAUGGCCUGGGGUAGUGGCAGAAGGGGAUGGGCAAGGACCUUUGAUUAAAAUUGAAAUGGUCAUCAGUGAGCCAUGUCAGAAGACUAAGCGGAAGAGCAUCCUGGCUGUUGGGAAAGGAAGUGUGAAAGUGAAGUUCGGUCAAAAAGAUUCAGACCAAAAAGGAAGCACUAAUGACAUUGAUGAUGUGGAUAGAGAUUUUAAAAGCCAUGCAAGCAAUUCUAUAGAGAAACCUGCAGAACAAGAGAGGACAGCACAAGAAUGGUCCAAAAACCAUGAGGACGUGUCCAGUCAUGAGGACAAUGCAAACAAAAGCACAACUUUCAUAUCUCCCAUUGAUCAGGAGUCCCUGGAGGAUGGCCAGCUCCAAAAUAACCCAACUGCCUUCACGGGUUUCCCUACGCAGGUAGAAAUACCGGGAGAAAACAAUCCCAGUGAUCUCACAUUGACUUCAAGAGGAUUAACAGAUUUGGAGAUUGGCAUGUAUGCCCUGCUGUGUGUUUUCUGCUUAGCAAUCUUGGUCUUUUUGAUUAACUGUGUGGCAUUUGCCUGGAAGUACAGGCAUAAAAGGUUUGCUGUGAGUGAGCAAGGCAACAUCCCCCAUUCCCAUGACUGGGUCUGGCUUGGAAAUGAGGUUGAACUGCUGGAAAACCCAGUAGACAUUUCGCUCCCGUCAGAGGAGUGCACUACCAUGAUUGACAGAGGAAUGCAGUUUGAAGAAAGCAACUUUCUCCUUAAUGGGAGUUCUCAGAAGACUCUUCAUAAUCAUAUCCUCAGAUCUUCUGAGUACCUUUGUGAAAAAGAAGUUAAAAGUGAACCUAUAAAUCCUUCUGGGCCAAAGCAGAAGCGAGUAAAGUUCACUUCAUAUACAACAAUACUGCCGGAGGAUGGAGGCCCCUACACCAACUCAAUUCUAUUUGACAGUGAUGAUAAUAUUAAAUGGGUAUGCCAAGAUAUGAAUCUUGGUGAUUCCAAGGAACUUAGGGACUAUAUGGAAAGACUGCAAGACAAUAUGUAA
Pelecanus crispus (Dalmatian pelican) is the source of this 1995-nucleotide messenger RNA. Lineage: Eukaryota; Metazoa; Chordata; Aves; Pelecaniformes; Pelecanidae. The record is from RefSeq and is a predicted model, not a curated record.